Amoebophrya sp. A120 is the source of this 1178-nucleotide messenger RNA. Lineage: Eukaryota; Dinophyceae; Syndiniales; Amoebophryaceae. The record is from the annotation of a GenBank genome assembly.
AUGGUCUGGGUAGAUCACCAUCAUCAUCGUCAUCUUUUUUCUUGUUGCAGCGAGAAAAGUGUCUCUGACCACUUUUAUUUCUCAAUAAUGUUAGGGUGGGGUCACACCGCUUUACGUGUCUCACGCGUGAGAACGGCGGGGGGCCGCCCGCCGAUCUCACGCAAAGCUAGCAGAUCCUGGCUGGGGAUCCGCGGCUGGCUUUUCUUCGUCGGCCGCCCCACCGGCUCGGCCGAGCUGGAACAUACAGGCGCAUCUUUGGACAAAGUGCCAUGUUUUAAGUAGUUUUUUUUGUUGCUGCGAAUUUUUCAAGCCAUCACGCGCCGCGUUAUUUUUUGCACAUUGUCGCCACGCGUUUUGCUUUGGUGCAUUGAGCAAGGCACACACCAUGCGCGCCACUUGCUGCGUGCGCCGCUUCGCCUAGUAACUAACGCAACAGACACACACAACCUGGCGCUUCGCUGAAACCGACAUAAGAAGCCGCGCGCAAAGUACAGCAAUGCGUCGGGGGCUCUAUUGCGUUGAUUCUCAACGCAGCCCACCUCUCACGAAACAGAAAUGCGCAGCGCCGCCCUAUGUAAUAUUCCCACCGACGCUGUUCGCCACUUUACAGAUAAAGUGGCCCCGAUCCUCGCAUGCUCCUCACAGUCACCGAGCUGGCGCGAGUUGCUACUGUGGGCGCGUGGCUGGCAAUGUAAAGCUUCAAAAAAGCGGCUCCGAUAGUGAUACUUUGCUGAGUGAUGCAUCUUGUUGCCCGUGUCGCCGGGGGGGGGGGCCAGCGGACCAGCCGAUCAAACAAAGCCAGCAGAUCCCCAGGCACGAUCUGCUGACUUUGCGUGAGAUUGGCGGACGGGCGGGCGGCCCCCCGCCGGUCUCACGCGUGAGACACGUGAAGCGGUGUGACCCCACCCUUAUUGGAAGAUGCACACGGACGCGAAUCCUGUUCAAAUGCGAAUAAAGAACGAAAUUACGAGGAACGACUAGGGCAAUCUUGUGGCGAAUUUCCUAAACGACCAGAUACCAGAGUUUGUACGGCCUAAAAAUUGCCGCGCCUACCUUGUUGUUGAGGAGAAAACGAUCUUACUUUUUGAACGCACAUGAGUUUCAAGACAAGCUGGGGAACUAUCAGUAUGAUUUUUUGAAGAAGAAAAACAAAAACAAAAAUCUGCGAGAAUAUCGAU